Molecule: messenger RNA, 1520 nt
Organism: Cladophialophora immunda
Lineage: Eukaryota; Fungi; Ascomycota; Eurotiomycetes; Chaetothyriales; Herpotrichiellaceae
Exons: 5
Coding region: 638-1171 (177 amino acids)
Molecular function (GO): oxidoreductase activity, acting on the CH-OH group of donors, NAD or NADP as acceptor
Source: RefSeq, a predicted model, not a curated record
CUCGCAUGCGUCCCAGUGAUUUCCGUUUGGAAGGGUUAUUCUUCCUCGUUACGGCCAACAACGGGGGCACCAUUAUCUUCCCACGUCUCAGAGCCUCAGUUUUCGAGACUUUUCCCUCCCGAGUUCUUUGACGUCUGUUGUCUCCGCUGUCGGCAUGUGCACCUCUCGACCUCGUCCAGGGCCCCGCAGUUCGCAUUUCUCUUUCUGCGCCUUUCCCUUUUCUGGAGUUGCUUGAUGCCACCCAUAGCUACCCAGCAGCCAGCGAGACUUCGAACCGUACCCGACGCCUUCCCUUCUUUUCUACUUGGAACAACUUACCUAUUUCCGCGCGUAUCCAAACAUGGCUCCCUCCACGUGGGUCGUGAUUGGAGCUUCCAGGGGCAUAGGUCUCGAGCUCGUCCGUCAAUUGCUCGAUCAGGGAAACCAGGUCAUCGCAGCCGUCCGCAGCCCGGAGACGGCAAACCACAUCUGGCAGUUGGCUGCGAAACAAACCAGACCCGCAGCCUGUCUCAUUGAGCAGUGCGACGUCACUGACGAGUCGAGCAUUCUUGUGCGUGACGGCCGGACUACUUGAAAACCACUCCAAGGUGAUUUGGUCCACUGAUGCUGAUGCAGUCAAUAGGCAUUUGUGAGUGCAAUGGGGAGGCUGGUUGCCAAGGGCAUGCGGCUCGACAAUAUUGUCCUGAAUGCUGGAAUGCUGAAAUAUCCCAAUAGGGCGACCGAGAUAUCUUUUUCCGACUUCGCACUGCAUCUACAUACGAACACCAUUGGGCCUAUCAUCAUUGCACAGAAACUGCUUAAUCUGAGCAGCGUAGCACCUCCGUCUAAGGUGAUAUUCAUUUCCUCCGACUCCGGAUCCACAGCACGGUUUAGGGAUCAUGAAGACGGAUUCGGCGCCUAUUCGGCCAGCAAGGCUGCAUUGAAUCAGAUGCUCAGGCAUAUGGCCGCAGAGCUCAAGAGAAAAGGGGGAAAGUACGAGGACGUCUGCGUCUUGGCUAUCCAUCCCGGUGAAGUUCAGACGGACAUGGCGAACAUCGACGUGGACUGGGAGGUGGAAGGAAUCAUCACGCCCGAAGAAAGUGUGACAAAAAUGCUAAAGGUGAUUGGAGAGAAGGGCAAAGAUGACAGUGGCACCUUCUGGUGCUGGGAUGGAAGAGAGCAUCCCUGGUGAAAUGUGAAAGUCCUUGUCCAACGAGGCGAUUGAAGAACAGAGGGCGGGUUGAUACUCCGUCUGGAGUGCAGGUCUGGCACACGCACGGAAACAGAUGCAGGGAGCAUGCCAUUCCCACCUGUGGUCAGGGGAGACAGAUGACACGGGUCAUAGUACGGCGCAUCGAGGUGGUGUUGCGUGGUGCACCCGCCCAUAUGUAUCGGUACCACCUUCUGCAACACGACCGAGGAAGCAGAUCCAGUAGAUUCAACCAGGUUUCCUGUAGUGUAUGGAAGUUUCCAGCGCACAUCAAGCAUAGCGGAAUGGGUAGCUGCGUUCUGAGCAGCAAGGCUGAAGGCUGACCGAACAU